Condylura cristata (star-nosed mole) is the source of this 755-nucleotide messenger RNA. It is a transcript of the gene FAM174C, whose product is annotated as chromosome unknown open reading frame, human C19orf24. Gene Ontology annotation, cellular component: extracellular region. The coding region runs from base 53 to 394 and encodes 113 amino acids. Lineage: Eukaryota; Metazoa; Chordata; Mammalia; Eulipotyphla; Talpidae. The transcript is spliced from 3 exons. The record is from RefSeq and is a predicted model, not a curated record.
GAGAGUGACAGCCACGCCCGGGGCGGGGCGCGUCCGCCGCAUCCGCCGGGCCAUGGGACCGCGCGCGCUGCUGCUGUCGGCGCUGCUGCUGGGGGCCGCGUCCCGGCCGAGCCUCGCGCAGGACACGCUUUCACCGCCGGCCGCCCUCACGAACGGGAGCCGGCCGGGCGCGCCGUACAACAGCACGCACCUGUGGCCGCCGGGCUCCCCGCUGCUGCGUUCGUUCUACGUGCUCUUGGGCUUCAGCGGCCUGGCCGUGCUCUACUUCCUCAUCCGGGCGUUUAGGUUGAAGAAGCCACAGAAGAGGUAUGGCCUCCUGGCCAACAGCGAGGACGCCGUGGACAUGGACAGCGGCGAGGAGGAGACGGUGUUUGAGACUCGGACUCUGAGAUGAUGCUGACAUCUGGGAGGAGGGAUUUGCAGCUGCCCUGGCAGAGGACAGAGCCAGUGCCAAUUCUCCUAGCUUCGGUGCCAGCCCUGAGAGCGCCUGUGGGACUUACCCAGCCUGCCUGAAGCCGUCUCAGCCCUCACCUGGACAUGACUGCCCUGGAUGCUGUGUGGAAUCCGAGGGGCCUGAUAGCGCCCACACAGGGCUCUGAGCCCUGACAGAACUGUGGCGCGUGUCGCUUGUCGCUUACCUGUCCUUGUGUGGACACAGCACAGCAGCCUUGGCUGAGGCCUGGGAGGUGGGCGGGCCACGGCCUGUCUGAAUGGGUCUUCCCUGGCCUGGAGAUAAUAAAGGCGGCUCCACGUCA